AUGUCUCAGAUGAUUAAUGAUUCGACAACCAUAAAACUUUUUGGGACAACCAUUUUUUUGACACACAACAUCUAUGUCUCUACCAAUUAUUCUUCCUCAAAACCUCCUCAUGAAGAUUUCUCUGAUCAUAGUCUUCAUUCAUCUGUAUCUUCAUCUUCUCCACAUGAUGUAAUCGUUUCACAACAAACCACAGAGGAUUUAAACACUCCCUCAGCUGAAACAGAAGCUUCACAACAGUCUUCCACAAAACUUGAUGAACAAAGUCAUAUGUCACAAGACAAAUCUCCAAAGAAACCAGACAAAAUUGUUCCAUGUCCAAGAUGCAAAAGCAUGGACACAAAGUUUUGCUACUACAACAACUACAACGUCAAACAGCCCCGGCACUUCUGCAAAAACUGCCAGAGAUACUGGACUUCCGGAGGAACCGCGAGAAAGAUGCUUGUAGGAGCAGGUCGCCGUAAGAACAAAGUCACUUCUUUUUCUUCCAAUGUCUUGCAUUAUCCUCAAAUGAGUACUGUCUUGACCUUUGGAUCAAAUUCUUCUAAUAUAACAUACUAUGGUGGUUUCUUGCAACCAUUAUGGAAUGUACAAUCUAUCCCAACACAAUCUUGUGGCCCAAGUAAACCUACUUUAGGGAAACAUUCAAGAGAUGGAGAUAUGAUCAUUCAUCCCAACUCAGAGAAAGAAAAACUUGGAUUAGAAAGUAACAACAAAGAAAGUAAUGAUACUAAUGAAGUGUUGAUUCCUAAGUUACUGAGAUUUGAUGACCCUAAUGAUGUUGCAAGGAGUUCUAUAUGGUCAACAAUAGGAACCAAGAAUGGAGGAGGAAUUUUCAAGGGAUUUGGAUCUAACUGUGACAAGAAGAAUAAUGUGGUUGAAGCAUCUUCAUCAAUAUUGAAAGCUAACCCAGCAGCUUUAUCAAGGUCUAUUGUGUUCCACGACAGAAUUUGA
Molecule: messenger RNA, 951 nt
Organism: Vicia faba (fava bean)
Lineage: Eukaryota; Viridiplantae; Streptophyta; Magnoliopsida; Fabales; Fabaceae
Source: the annotation of a GenBank genome assembly